Thermothielavioides terrestris NRRL 8126 is the source of this 1421-nucleotide messenger RNA. RefSeq lists its product as uncharacterized. NCBI's taxonomy places the organism in Eukaryota, Fungi, Ascomycota, Sordariomycetes, Sordariales, Chaetomiaceae. Gene Ontology annotation, biological process: tricarboxylic acid cycle; malate metabolic process. The record is from RefSeq and is a predicted model, not a curated record. Bases 221 to 1213 code for a protein of 330 amino acids. Gene Ontology annotation, molecular function: L-malate dehydrogenase (NAD+) activity. The transcript is spliced from 6 exons. Gene Ontology annotation, cellular component: cytoplasm.
GGAUCAACCGAUCGCAACAUCGUGUCCUUCCGAGUCUCACAAAACCCAAACCGCCGUGUCCCCUCUUCCAGGUAACCUUUCUAUCCCAUUUUCUUCGAGCGCCUUGGGUGGAAUUUCGCAAUCUAGACGAGCAUUGAAUUGACCCUGAACCUUGGUCUUUACCCCUCCAUACCCCGCAUCCCGUUCGAGCUCUCACUCAAUCUUCCCAACCAAGUCCAAAAUGGUCAAAGCUGUCGUCGCUGGCGCCUCUGGCGGUAUUGGGCAGCCUCUGUCGCUGCUCUUGAAGCUCUCUCCGCUCAUUGACGAGCUCGCCCUCUACGAUAUCGUCAACACGCCCGGUGUUGCCGCCGACCUGUCGCACAUCUCGUCCAACGCCAAAACUGCUGGCUACCUCCCCGCCAACGAUGGCGCCAAGGCGGCCUUCAAGGAUGCCGACAUCAUCAUCAUCCCGGCUGGCAUUCCCCGCAAGCCCGGCAUGACGCGCGACGAUCUCUUCAACAUCAACGCCGGCAUCGUCAAGGGCCUCAUCGAGGUCGCCGCCGAGGUGGCCCCCAAGGCCUUUAUCCUGGUCAUUUCCAACCCCGUCAACUCGACCGUGCCCAUCUCGGCCGAGGUGCUCAAGGCCAAGGGCGUCUUCGACGCCCGACGCCUCUUCGGCGUCACCACGCUCGACAUUGUCCGCGCCGAGACCUUCGUCGCCGAGGUCACCGGCAAGAGCAACCCUCAUGAGCUGACUGUCCCCGUGGUCGGUGGCCACUCGGGCGAGACCAUCGUCCCGCUCUUCAGCAAGGUCACCCCGUCCGUGGCGAUCCCCGACGACCAGUACGACAAGCUCGUCAACCGCGUCCAGUUUGGCGGCGACGAGGUCGUCAAGGCCAAGGACGGUCUCGGCUCGGCCACCCUCUCCAUGGCGUACGCCGGCUACCGGUUCGCCGAGAAGGUGCUCAAGGCCGCCAAGGGCGCCAAGGGCCUGGUCGAGCCCAGCUACGUGUACCUGCCCGGCGUUCCGGGCGGCAAGGAGAUCGCGGAGAAGACGGGCGUCGACUUCUUCUCGGUCCCCAUUGAGCUUGGCCCCAACGGCGCCGAGAAGGCGGUCGACAUCCUGGGCGACAUCACCGACAAGGAGAAGACCCUGCUCGAGGCUGCGGUGAAAGGCUUGAAGGGCAACAUCGAGAAGGGCAUCAGCUUUGCCCACAACCCUCCCCAAAAGUGAAUAUCCCCCUAGUUCGUGAUGGCAAGAUCGUUCCACCCCUCUUGGCUCUUGCUGCUUUUUCUUUGAAAAGCCGUGUCUUGCGCGGCGCGGCGUCGCGUCGUUGGCGUGCAGUUUACUCCGAGCUGUCGAGGCCGGUAGAGUAAAAUAGAAACGCUUUGAUUUCUCCAUCGCGUUGAAGAAGUUCAGGUGGCUGAUUCGGUUGCUUCAU